AUCAAAAAUUCAAAAUCGUACGAGUACUUCAUAAAGACAUAAACUAUUAAUCUCCCAUUAGCGUUGUAUUGCUGCCUUAAUCACGAAGAAAAGGAAAAAGUUGGGUUCUUUCUUCGGCUUUCAUUAUUGUUUUUUCAUAGAUCUGCAAUUUUCGCCCAAAUUUUCAUUAAAAAAAUGGGAGUUUUUUCGAAUAAAAUUUCAAAGGAUACCCUGAAACAAGGAGAUCACAUCUAUUCUUGGAGAAACGCCUAUCUUUACUCUCAUCAUGGCAUAUAUGCUGGCGAUGGAAAGGUGAUCCACUUUACAAGAGGACCAGGCCAGGAAAUAGGCACGGGAACUUUUCUAGACAAUGUCGUCUUCAGCUCAUCACCUUCCUCUGACCGCACAAAAGAUCCAUGUCCUGUAUGUGGUGACCAAUCAAACCUAAGUGGUGUCAUUUCAUCCUGCCUUGACUGUUUCCUCUGGGAUGGAGAACUUUACCUGUUUGAAUACAAGGUAUCUCCUGCUUUCUUCUUAGCAAAAGCACGUGGUGGAACCUGUACAAUGGCCCCCUCAGACACACCAGAAGAUGUUGUUUCCCGUGCUUCUUUUCUCCUAGAAAAUGGGUUUGGUAGUUACAACAUCUUCAAGAACAACUGUGAGGAUUUUGCCAUUUAUUGCAAGACGGGUUUGCUUGUGAUAACAGACAUCAGUGUGGGGCGAAGUGGACAAGCCACAGCUUUCGUAGCUGCAGUGAGUGCCGUUGUCUCUUCCCCACUAAGAUUCUUGACCACCAGUUGUGGUGGGUUGGCAGCUGUGGGGUGUGGUAUGUAUUGUGUUAGCAGGUUGGUGUCUGACAUUGGAAUGAGGCGAGAUGUCAUGAAGGUCCCUGUCCAGAGGCUUGUUAUGCGCUGUGAUUUAGACCAGGCAGCUGAGACUGAAACUGCUAAACUAGGGCAUGUUAGCAGUUGUAAAGUAGAUCAGCCAAGUGAAACUGAAACUGGUAAACUAGGGCAUGUUAGCAGUUGUGAAGUCGAUCAGCCCAGUGAAACUGAAACUGCUAAACUAGGGCAUGUUAGCAGUUGUGAAGUAGAUCAGCCAAGUGACACUGCAACUUCUAAACAAGACUAGUAGUAUUUGGCUGUCUUCAUCAAGGCCAGAUUGUUGAUGCUUUCAUAUCCUCUGGCGAAUUUUAGGUUAUUAUCCGUGUUUCUGGUGUGGUAUUAUCUUAUUGAUCGUAUUUAUCAUAAAAUUCUAUGAUUUGUGGAAAUGUAAUAUCUGAAGUCACUUGUGCUCGUUGGAAGUUGGCGAUUUGAACUUUGGGGAAAUGGAAAUUGAUGUAAAUACUUGUGUACAAGAAAAAAAAUUCUCUGCACAAGUUAUUUUCUUGGAUGUCAUCCGAUUUUAUUCGGAAUACUAACCAUAUUGCUUUAAGAUAUUCUCUCUAGAAUGAGGAUUUAGCUUAGUGAUUGAAAUUGAAA
Molecule: messenger RNA, 1460 nt
Organism: Spinacia oleracea (spinach)
Lineage: Eukaryota; Viridiplantae; Streptophyta; Magnoliopsida; Caryophyllales; Amaranthaceae
Product: protein LEAD-SENSITIVE 1
Exons: 2
Coding region: 175-1110 (311 amino acids)
Source: RefSeq, a predicted model, not a curated record